UAUCUCGCCCGCUUCCAUUUGGAUUCCAAGCUCUCAACUAUCCAGCAGCCAUGGCAGGAAGCCGAGAUGCUUCGUCCCCUGCUUCCUCCUCUCCGUCUCUCCACGUCGUGGUGUUCCCAUGGCUGGCGUUCGGCCACAUGAUCCCGUUCCUCGAGCUCUCCAAGCGCCUGGCGCGGCGCGGCCACGCCGUCACCUUCGUGUCCACGCCGCGGAACACCGCCAGGCUGAGCGCCGUCCCGCCAGAGCUAUCCGCGCGCGUCCGCGUCGCCACGCUGGAGCUGCCGGCGGUCGAGGGGCUGCCGGCCGGCGCCGAGUCGACGGCCGACGUCCCGCCGGAGAAGGUCGGGCUCCUCAAGGCGGCGUUCGACGGCCUCGCCGCGCCGUUCGCAUCCCUUGUCGCCGCUGGCCGCAGGGGCGGCGCCGGCGAGGCCGCCGACGGGUUCGAGAGGAAGCCCGACUGGAUCAUACUCGACUUCGCCCAGAGCUGGGUCUUCCCGAUCGCCGAGGAGCACAAGAUCGCGUGCGCCAUGUUCCUCAUCUUGCCGGCGGCCCUCUUGGCGUACCUCGGCACGAAGCAGGCGAACGAGGCGUGCCCUCGCCGGACGACGGAGGACUACAUGGCGCCGCCGCCGUGGGUGCCCUUCCCCUCCACGCUCACCUACCGCCGCCACGAGGCCGAGGCCAUCGCCGCCGGGUUCCGGCCCAACGCCUCCGGCGUCUCCGACAUGGACCGCCUCUGGCAGCUGCACCGCCCGUCCUGCCGCCUCGUCAUCCACCGCAGCAGCCCGGAGGCCGAGCCGCGGCUGUUCCCGCUCCUGACGGACCUCUUCGCCAAGCCCGUCGUCCCCGCCGGCCUCCUCCUCCCCGGCGACGCCGCGCCGCCGGGCGGCGGUGGUGGCCACCACCAGCCGCUCGAGGCGGUCGCGCGGUGGCUGGACGAGCAGCCCCGGAGGUCGGUCGUCUACGUGGCGCUGGGGAGCGAGGCGCCCGUGACGGCGGGCGACAUCCGGGAGCUCGCGGCCGGGCUGGAGCUCUCCGGCGCGCGCUUCCUCUGGGCGCUCUGCGCGCCGGGCGGCGAGCCCGCCGCCGCGCUGCUCCCCGGCGGGUUCGAGCGGCGCGUGGCCGGGCGAGGCGUGGUGGCCGCCGGGUGGGUGCCGCAGGUGCGCGUGCUCGCGCACGCCGCGGUGGGCGCGUUCCUGACGCACUGCGGGUGGGGCUCCACGGUGGAGAGCCUGUUCGGGUUCGGGCACCCGCUGGUGAUGCUGCCGUUCGUGGCCGACCAGGGCCUCAUCGCGCGGGCCAUGGCGGCACGCGGCGUCGGCGUGGAGGUGCCGAGGGACGACGACGGGUCCUUCCGCCGGGACGACGUCGCGGCGGCGGUGCGGCGGGUGGUGGCGGGGGAGGAGGGCGAGGAGAUGGCGCGCAGGGCCAGGGAGCUGCGGGAGGUCGUCGGGGACAGGGUGAGGCAGGAGCGCUACGUCGACGAGCUGCUGGAGUUGCUGCAUCGCUACAAGUGAACCCUGAUGAAGUUCGAAAAUGGUGUUGUGCAUGUGCAUUCUUCAAUUCUGAUCUUUGGACAUGCCUGCCGUUCUUUCUCGAGCAAACAAAAAUGAGUUGUACUUUUUUUUAUCGAACUUUUGCAUGACAAAGACGACAUGCAAAAAUUGGAUAAAGAAAACUUAUGAAGUUAAUUUUUUUGGAUGAAAAAGGAGAAUAAAAUUUGCUAA
This is a messenger RNA of Panicum virgatum (switchgrass), 1727 nucleotides long. RefSeq names its product putative UDP-rhamnose:rhamnosyltransferase 1. The record is from RefSeq and is a predicted model, not a curated record. NCBI's taxonomy places the organism in Eukaryota, Viridiplantae, Streptophyta, Magnoliopsida, Poales, Poaceae. The coding region runs from base 51 to 1517 and encodes 488 amino acids. Gene Ontology annotation, molecular function: UDP-glycosyltransferase activity. The transcript has 2 exons.